Henningerozyma blattae CBS 6284 is the source of this 426-nucleotide messenger RNA. It is a transcript of the gene RPS15, whose product is annotated as 40S ribosomal protein uS19. Lineage: Eukaryota; Fungi; Ascomycota; Saccharomycetes; Saccharomycetales; Saccharomycetaceae. Gene Ontology annotation, biological process: ribosomal small subunit assembly; translation. The coding region runs from base 1 to 426 and encodes 141 amino acids. The record is from RefSeq and is a predicted model, not a curated record. The transcript has a single exon. Gene Ontology annotation, molecular function: RNA binding; structural constituent of ribosome. Gene Ontology annotation, cellular component: cytosolic small ribosomal subunit; ribosome.
AUGUCUACUGCUACUCAAAAGAAGAGAACUUUCAGAACCUACUCCUACAAAGGUGUUGAUUUGGAAAAAUUGUUGGACAUGCCAACUGAAGAAUUCGUCAAAUUGGCCUCUGCUAGAGUUAGAAGAAGAUAUGCUCGUGGUUUGUCCCAUAAGCCAGCCGGUUUCAUGAAGAAAUUGAGAGCUGCUAAGUUGGCUGCUCCAGAAAAUGAAAAGCCAGCUGCUGUCAGAACUCAUUUAAGAAACAUGAUUGUUGUUCCAGAAAUGAUCGGUUCUGUUGUUGGUAUUUACAACGGUAAGGUCUUCAACCAAGUUGAAAUCAAACCAGAAAUGGUCGGUCACUACUUGGGUGAAUUCUCUAUCACUUACACUCCAGUUAGACACGGUAGAGCUGGUGCCACCACUUCUCGUUUCAUUCCUUUGAAAUAA